This is a messenger RNA of Zea mays, 1139 nucleotides long. RefSeq lists its product as uncharacterized. NCBI's taxonomy places the organism in Eukaryota, Viridiplantae, Streptophyta, Magnoliopsida, Poales, Poaceae. The record is from RefSeq and is a predicted model, not a curated record. The transcript is spliced from 4 exons. Bases 280 to 870 code for a protein of 196 amino acids.
AUCUACGGUUGGAUCAUGAUCAAUCUAUCCUGCCAUCUCUCCCCUCACCUUGGAAAUGUCGAAAAUAGCCACACGAUAGCAACUUGUACACAAUAAAUACAAAACGAAAAAAAUGGGUAUAAUAAGUAACUAACCAUAUUGGCCGUGCGUCCGUGGCUUUGCAUCUGCAACCCCGCCCGAUCAAUCUUCCUCGUUCCGCCGCUCCCUCGCCUCCGGCAGCGAGGUGAGGCCACCGAUCGGACCUUCCCUAGCGGCGGCGCCUACCAACCUCAAGGAGCGAUGGCUCUGUCUGCGACGCUACGGAUUUCUCUUAGCGUCGCGUUCUUUGGGGUUCUGGCGUUCGUGCUUGGUGUCAUCGCCGAAAACAAAAAGCCUGCUUCCGGGACUCCUAUCCUAGGAAAGGAUGUCGUCAUCUGCACGUUUCCAAGUGAUCCGACUCUUGCGAUGGGGAGCCUGUCCAUUGUGGCACUUGUGGUAGCUGCCAUCGUAGGCCAUGUUGCCAUCUUCUUUCCAUACUCGGGCAAGUCAGUUCCUCGUGGAGCGCUGUUUCAAAGCACCAGCUUGACAGUGUUCUUUGUUGUUGCUGAGCUUGUCUCAGCCCUGGCUCUUGCAAUGUCGCUGUGGGCAACUGUCACCGAGGGUCUUCACCGCAGCAAGAACAUCCACCACGACAUGGACUACCAGUGCCCUACUGCCAAGACCGGCCUGUUCGGCGGCGCCGCUUUCCUCGCCCUUGACGCUGCUCUCUUCUGGCUUGUUUGCCAGAUGCUGGCCCUCAAUGCAAGGGCUGACUACCUUGACGAGGAUGACGGCAAGGGAGAAUAUGGCCAGAUUUAUGCUGCUCAAGUCGAUGAUGGCUCGAAGGUCUGAGCCUAUGUGGUCAUGCUCGGCAGGGUUCUAUGAUUAGUGUCAUUUGGCUACAUUAUGCCAUCAACAAAGUCGCUUUAGCUCUCAGUAAAUUUGUAUAUAAGUUGCAAAGUCUUACAUAAGGCUGGUGGUUAUUGCACUUUCGUGUUUCAGUGUGAUCGAUAAACAGUAUCUCAGUACAAUCGGUUUGCUAUGCCCCUUGGCGAACUUGUCCUUGAGUUUUCUGGUGUCUGAAUGGCACUAUAAUAUAAUAUACUCCCUCUGUUCCAAAA